AUGGCCGCGCAGACGUCGCCGUCCACCAACGGUGGCCCGUACUCGGCCUAUGCCGCCAGCCCGCCCACGCCGCGCCACCAGCUCAAGCGCUCCCAGAGCAGCGCCGGCUUCGAGAGCUCGCCCGCCAGCCAGCACGACGACGACGACCAGGGCCCCUCCAAGAAGGCCGCCCAGAAGCGCGCCUGCAACGAGUGUCGCCAGCAGAAGUUGAAGUGCGACGUCGUCCAGGACCCCUUCACGCCGUGUUCGCGAUGCCGCAAGCAGAACCUCACCUGCCAGGUCUCGGCAAACUUCAAGCGCGUCGGCAAGCGCAGCCGCCAUGCCGAGAUGGAGCGCGAGGCCAUUGACCUCAAGACACGCGUCAAGGAGCUGGAGCAGCGCGAGUUCGAGCUCAAGCAGCAGCUUUCCUCGCUCGGCGUCGCGCCCUCGGCCAACCUCGCCGUCGCCGGCCCCCACGCCCACGACAACGGCCAGUCGGCCAUGUUCCAGAACUUCCUCGCCAACGGCCAACAACAGUCCCAAUACUCGGCUGGCACCCACGACGAGGCCGUGUCGUCGUUGGUGAGCUUGAAGCAGGGGCUCGGCGGCGCCGGUGCCUUUGACCGCAACCACGCCUACAACCUGGGCGCCGUCUAUCUGAGCACCGAGCAGGCCGAGGAGCUGUUCCGCGAAUACUUUGCCCACUACCACCGCUUCCUGCCGCUGCUGGACCCCAACAUGAGCGUUGAGUCAUACAUGAACCAGGCCAAGCUGCUCUUCUGGACAGUCAUCGUCAUAGCAGCCCGGCAUUGGCCCAAGGACCCGACCCUCCUGCAGAAGCUGACCCCUUCGUACCGUGCUCUGCUGUGGACCACUAUUUCCGAUGUACCCCAGACCUACCACGUCGUCAAAGGCAUGUGCUUGCUGUGCACUUGGCCCCUGCCCGCCAGCAGCACCACCAUCGACGAGACCUUCAUGCUUGCCGGCGUCAUGAUGCAGAUUGCCAUGCAUCACGGCCUGCACCAGCCAUCGCACGCCCAGGAUUUCUCGCGCACCCAUGUCCAGCUUAGGGAUGACGAGAUCAAGGACCGCCUGUCGACAUGGGCGGUGUGCAACACGGUCGCCCACUGCGUUUCGGUUGCGUGUGGACAGCCAUCGACCACUCUGUUCGACUCGGCCUUGUCUUUCGAGCACGACCACAUGGACAGGCUUCCCGAACCCUUGGUCAAUCACGUCAUGCUCGAGCGCUCGGCAGCCAGGAUCACCAAGGCUCUGUACAGCGAUUCCGGUAGUAGGACCUUCUACGACGACAAGUCCAUCCUGAUCAACUACGAGACAACAAAUCUGAAUGAUCUGGAGGCUCGUUUGCGGCAGUUGAACUUCACCGACCUUGACCUCCUGUACCUUCGUGCGGUGCGUCUGAACCUCCAGCUCUAUGCCUUCUUCAACAAGCAAGAGCAUGGCUGGCACCAGGAUCUGUUGCAUCUUCUCCUUGCUGCUAACCAAUUCCUCGAAUCCAUUUUUCUGGUCGAGGAACAAGGCCAGCUGGUCUAUGCCACCAACUACAUCUCGCAGAUGAUGGUUGCCGCCGGCUUCACGCUCCACCGCCUCCUCAACUCCAAUUUUGCCAACACUAUACCGGCCCAACAGCUCACCCUCUCGCGCUCCAACUUCACCCGUCUCAUCACGUGCAUUCGAAAGACGUCCGUUCGCAACAACGAUCUGCCUCAACGUCUGGCAGAGGUGCUCGCUCAGCUCUGGAAACAAGGUGGCUCGGGGAGUCCGAAACUUUCCGAUGUCGAAAACUAUCGCCUCCAGCGUGCUCCGACCGUUGAUGUCUCCAUCCACCUGAAGGUUAGGUGUAGGAUGAGUAUGAGCGUCGUUUUCGAUUCGAUAUGGCACUGGAGAGAACAUUACCGUGGCAAGGGUCAGAUGGGCAACCUCGAUACCGCGGUGAACAACCCCACAGAUCCAGAGACGAGCAAUUCGACAACGCCGGCCCCAUCACAGCGACUUGGGCAAUCCGGCCAAGCGCAUGACGGAGCAAGCACCAGCACUUCGGUGUCACUGGACCCGAACCUUCCCACGCUAAGUCUGCCGACUAUGAACAACAGCCUGAGCAUGGGGAACGCUCCCGAGUUCGGUGCUGUUGGCAGCAGCACCUUUGCGGAUUACACAACAGACUUCUUCGACCCGAUGAGCAGCAUACUCAACGACCCCGUCUUCUUCAGCAACCCGGCUUUUACCUUCUAG
Diplodia corticola is the source of this 2232-nucleotide messenger RNA. RefSeq names its product c6 transcription factor. NCBI's taxonomy places the organism in Eukaryota, Fungi, Ascomycota, Dothideomycetes, Botryosphaeriales, Botryosphaeriaceae. The transcript has 4 exons. Gene Ontology annotation, cellular component: nucleus. Bases 1 to 2232 code for a protein of 743 amino acids. Gene Ontology annotation, molecular function: zinc ion binding; DNA-binding transcription factor activity, RNA polymerase II-specific; transcription cis-regulatory region binding. Gene Ontology annotation, biological process: regulation of DNA-templated transcription. The record is from RefSeq and is a predicted model, not a curated record.